Molecule: messenger RNA, 1566 nt
Organism: Maniola jurtina (meadow brown)
Lineage: Eukaryota; Metazoa; Arthropoda; Insecta; Lepidoptera; Nymphalidae
Product: retinal homeobox protein Rax-like
Exons: 2
Coding region: 220-1377 (385 amino acids)
Biological process (GO): regulation of DNA-templated transcription
Molecular function (GO): DNA binding; DNA-binding transcription factor activity, RNA polymerase II-specific
Source: RefSeq, a predicted model, not a curated record
UUGAUAGUCAAAUUAAUAAUUUCUUUAAUAAAUAAUUAGUUAAUGAUAGGCAAUAUAUUCGGGUAAUUUGCCGACACUUAAUUUAUAUGUUGAAAUGAUUUGUAUAAAUACCUUAUAAUUAUAUUUAAAUGUUUAGUUUCUUUGUAAUCUCUACUGGUUGUGUAGGGUGUUUUUAAUCAUAAUUUUUGAACCGUAGUCGAGUGAAUAAUUUAUUAUACAAUGAUGAGGUAUUUGUUACUCAAGCAAUUGAAAAGCGGGAAGGAUUCGGAGAUUAGUCCUCAAGCUAGUCAAAUUAAGGAUACGCAAGAUGUUAUUGUAAAAUCAAAAUAUUUCCAUAACUGUGCAACAAAAAAAUCUAGAAGAUUUCGAAGUGCUUUCACUACUGAACAAGUAGAUUAUCUAGAGAGAGAAUUCAGGAAAUUUCCUUAUAUCGGAAGUGGAACCCGUAGAGAAGUUGCAAUCAAACUAAACAUUCCGGAGAGAGCCGUAAAGAUUUGGUUUCAAAAUCGUCGUAUGAAAGAAAAGAAGGAAAGUCUCAACAAAGAAUUUGAUAUAGAACACCUAAGUAAAGAUGCAAUUAAGUUUACUAACGAGCCAUUAAAUAACUGGCAAUCAAGUCAUGACCAUCGCCCUUUCAUCCAUUCCUUUGAACAAGCUAAAAGAAGGGAUAUUGUCAACUUUUCGGAUAAGCCGAUUGCUCAGGCAAACACAGCUAAUAAAGGAAAAGUAUGUUCGUCUAAUAAACCUCCAUCCAUUGAUAAUAAAGUCGUAAGAACGAUCGAUAUUAGCAAAUCAACAUUUGCCGCUACCAAAAAUUCUAGUAGUGUAGAUGCAGUACCUAUAACUAAAAAAGUUAAAGGUAAAUCAAUCGGAGCUCCAGAAGCAGUAUCUAAACAGAAAAAAGCAAACAUUGCUCCUUCUAGGAAUCAGAAUCAAGGUCCUGCAAGCAGUUUACCGUCAACUAAAAAUCAAGUCAAGGUUAACAUCGAUCAAGACUCUCCCCAGGAUUUAUCAUCAAAAACUUCAAUAAACAAGUUGUAUCCACAGCAACCACCUCAUUAUCCAGUGGAUUCUAUGUCUGGUUCAGGGUUUGUGCCACUUCAUAUGCAGAGCUCUUAUCCAUCUGCUGCUUUGCCACCUGGUAACGUAUUUUGGAAGCCAGUUAAUAUGCUAUCAGCAAUACCUGUGCCACAUUCAUCAGCUGUAUCAAUCGGUAUUCCUCAAAAUGGCGCAGGAGUGCAUUUAGUCAAUAACCAUCACAUGAAUAGUUGCAAUUGUAACUGUCAUGGGUCACUCGUACAAUGUUUUAACCAAAUCAAUGCAAGACCACACCCACAAUAUAUUGUAGCAAUACCUUUUAUCAAUCCUCCUAAAUAAUUCUUGUUAUUUAUGGUUCAAUAAGUAACUUACUCAAUGAUAAAAUCAAUAAGAACGUAAAAAGUAACUAAUAAAGAAAUACAAAAUGUAUUUAUACAUACCUGACAAAUUUUGUCAAAUGUAUACUUAACAAAAAUAUCUGUAACCUAACUAUAUAAUGUAUUAUUAUGUAACCAAUGUGAAAAUUCA